This is a messenger RNA of Thamnophis sirtalis, 929 nucleotides long. NCBI's taxonomy places the organism in Eukaryota, Metazoa, Chordata, Lepidosauria, Squamata, Natricidae. The record is from RefSeq and is a predicted model, not a curated record.
AAAUAUAAUCUGGGAAUCGAGUUUAUAGUGGGAAAACGAAAGUGAAAAUGGUACACGGUCAGUCUAACUCGAAGAGUUUUGCCGCUACCCCACGAUGGCGGAGGAAGGAACGAUGUGCCCCUUUCCUUUGCUGGUGCAGGGAGCCUGGGGGAGCCCCGAUCUCCCCAAAAUUGUGAGAAACAAAAUUCUCCGCUACUUCCAAAGCCGGAAAAAGUCGGGAGGUGGAGAAUGCGAAAUCCAGAAGCAAGGGGGGCAGAUCUUGGUUUGCUUUGCCCAGGAGGAAGUGAGGCAAAGAGUUCUCUCCCAGAAGAUCCAUGAGCUUGACUUGGCAGGAAAAGGAACACUAAAGCUGGAGGUCUCCCUGUAUGAAACAACAGACCCAGCUAACGAUAAUGCACCUAAGAAGGAAAUAAUUUCUAAAAAGGCUCUGGGAGAAGAAGGCCAAGCAAGUGAGAUGGAAGUGAAACAAGACUGCCAAACAAAGAAUGUUACCCUAACAAAUGGGUCAGCUGUGGAAGCUCCACAUUCUGAGAAGGAUAUUCUUGACCAUCCUCAAACAUUUUCACAAGUAGUUCUUGAAAAUGUUGAAGAAAAUAUUCACCUGGACACAUUAACGCUAUUGGUAGAUAACAUCAGUGCUCUUUCAGGAGAUAGUACCUUCCAUAUUGAACAGAUAAAUGAGAAGAAGGCUGCAGUAGUAACCUUUCAGCAAAGCACUGCAGCUGCAAAUUUUCUUAGGCAGUGUUCCACGAACUGCAGAUUCCAGCAGUAUAGACUUACAGCCAGACUUCUUUAAUUAACUCAUGUAAUCAGAGUGGAGAACAUCCCAGCUGCAACAUCCAGUGAAUUCCUAACACUCUAUUUUGAAAGUCCAAAACAUGGAGGAGGACGGGUGUCUGAUAUUCAGAUGUUACCCACCGAAGAUUCAG